AUGCAUCGCGUGAUUGUUAUCUGGAUUUCAUUCGUGUUUUUCAAUCUUUCGACUUGUUCUACUUCUGAACGGGCCAAGAGGUAUCUAGUGUUUCCGGAACCAAAGGACGGAGCUCCGACGAAAGUACAGUUAAUCCUUGGCCUCGGUAUACCCAUGGAAGUCGACGUCAGCCUGAUUAUCGGAUAUGUGAUGAAAUUUAAUUACGUCCUGCCCUAUAACGCUUCCUACUUGACGGAUUCAUACGUUCGCUAUGACAGAUCGAUCAGCCACGGCGACGAGGUCGAUGGAAAUGACGACCCCGCGACGGAUCACCAAGGGCGCCUCAUUUCCAGAUGGGAAAUUUAUGAAAUCCUUGAAUCGGUUCUCGGCGAUUCGCGAUCGGGUAAAGCCUGUCUUCUGAGAGCGAUCUGCGAGGCUUCCUCCGUGCCUUUCAGCGGCGUUCGCGGUCUCAGCUCUCAGUUCAUGCAUCUCCUUCUCACGCCGUCGACCACUUCUGAGCCUUUCAGGACUGACUUUGAUCGAGUAUAUCGCGCUGCUGAAAUCAUGGGACGACAAGCAGCCAGGAGCUGCGACAGUUUAUUUCCGGAAUGCUCGGAGAGCCUCUUGGAGUACUUCACCGAGGACCGUGAAUGA
Molecule: messenger RNA, 633 nt
Organism: Colletes gigas
Lineage: Eukaryota; Metazoa; Arthropoda; Insecta; Hymenoptera; Colletidae
Exons: 4
Coding region: 1-633 (210 amino acids)
Source: RefSeq, a predicted model, not a curated record